Camelus dromedarius (Arabian camel) is the source of this 9134-nucleotide messenger RNA. RefSeq names its product rubicon like autophagy enhancer (gene RUBCNL). Gene Ontology annotation, biological process: autophagosome-endosome fusion; autophagosome-lysosome fusion; autophagosome maturation. Gene Ontology annotation, cellular component: autophagosome membrane; intracellular membrane-bounded organelle. The transcript is spliced from 14 exons. Gene Ontology annotation, molecular function: phosphatidylinositol phosphate binding. The record is from RefSeq and is a predicted model, not a curated record. The coding region runs from base 6682 to 8670 and encodes 662 amino acids. NCBI's taxonomy places the organism in Eukaryota, Metazoa, Chordata, Mammalia, Artiodactyla, Camelidae.
AUUUCUCUCAAAUUGGCAUAAAACUUCUAUUUGAUUGGUACUCUUGUGUUUUUUUCUUUACUUCUACACUGGGUUUCAUCCCACACAUCCAGACUGAGGACAUGGAGCAGGGAUCCAGGACCCUGAGCUUGUCACUGAAUCGCUAUGUGGUCUUUACUUCCUUUAGCUUCAAGAGUAGACUGGCAGAUGUGAUUUGCCCGAUAAUUGUGUUUGAAAAUUGUUUAAAAAAUUAUUUAGUUCUGUUCUUGGAUCCUUAGCAUUACAUUUAUUAAAAGAGAUAAGUGCAAAGUAGACCUCUAAGUUUUUCUGGCAGGUAUCAUUGAAUAGCACCCAUGGCCAGCACGUGCUUUUCUCUAGUUGAUUUCAGAUGAUGAAAACUGGAGGGUGGCAGGAAUUUUUUUAUUCCUUACAUUCCUCUACUUUCUUUUAUUCCAGCAAGCUAUAGUGGCUCAGAAAACAAUGGAGUCCUGAAAAUAUAUGUAAGCUUCCCUAUUCUCUCUUGCAUUAUUUGGAAGCUGUUCUUAGAAGACAGUUUCUGGCCUGGCCACUUUAUUUACUUAUUUUGGAUUCCUUAAAAAUUAAAAAAAAUUUUAUACAGUUUUUAAAGGCUACUUUCUAUUUACAGUACUACAAAAUAUUGGCUAUAUUCCCUGUGUUGUACAAUAAAUACAUCCUUAAGCCUAUCUUACACCCAAUAGUUUAUACCUCUCAUUCCCCUACCCCUUAUUGCCCACCUCCCCCCCCCCCCGGUAACCACUAGUUCUCUAGUCUGUGGGUCUGCUUCUUUUUUUAUUAUAUUCACUACUAAUUUGUUGUACUUUUUAGAUUCCACAUAUAAGCAAUAUCAUACAGUGUUUAUCUUUGUCUGACUUAAUUCACUUAGCAUAAUGUCCUCCAAGCCUGUCCAUGUUCCUGCAAAUGGCAAAAUUUUAUUCUUUUUCAUGGCUGGGUAAUAUUUCAGUGUGUAUGUGUGUACAUACAUACAUACCACAUCUUUAUCUGUUCAUCUGUUGGUGGGCACUUGGGUUGCUUCCAUGUCUUGGCUGUUGUAAAUAGUGCUGCUAUGAACAUUGGGGUGCAUGUGUCUUUUUAAAUUAGUGCUUUUGUUUUUUUCGGAUAUAUACCUAGGAGUGGAAUUGCUGGGUCAUAUGGUAGUUCUAUUUUUAGUUUUUUGAGAAACCUAGGAUGGCCACUUUAAAUCUAAUAGGUGAGGAAAAUUGAACUUCUAUAUAUGUUUAUUGUUUGGGUAUUUUAAACAAUAUGAUUCAAUUGUCAAGGCAUUUGAACUGUCCAAUGACCUAUAUAAAAGCUUUUUUUUUUUUUUUUUCUGGUUUCUCACCCUUACUUUACUUUGGUCUCUAUGGAGGUUUGGGCUGAGGGAGGUAAGCAUGUCAGUGUUACUGACCUUGCUGGGCUCACAGCAGCCCUUCCAUGCUUGGUGAAUUUUGAUGUCCUGGAGAGACGUUUCAACAAUGAGAUUUAAGGGUCUUCCCUUCCCCUCUGUGCUGUUGUGGGUAAGAAUGUCGACUUGGAAGCAGCAGUGCCUGGGUGUGAAACUGGCUCCACUGACCCAAGGUGCCUCGUUUCUCACCUGUAAAAUAAAAAUAGUGCUGUUAUAUGAACCUCAUAGGGUGUUAGGAGGAUGGAGUGUGUGUGUGUGUGUGUGUGUGUGUGUGUAGAAAGCUUAGAACAGUGUCAGGCACACAGUAGAUGCCAUGUAAGUGUUGGUAAUGAACUGAUGAUGAUGGGUAAGAUACCAGAAGAUGAGUGCUACAGGAAAAAAUAGAGCAGUAAAUGGGGAUAGUGGAAACCUGCAGGGAUGCAGUUUUAAAAAGGAUAAUGGGGAAAGCCUCCAUCCGGAGGUAAAUUUGAGUAAAUGUGGGGGUGGGUAGAGAAGUAGAGGAGGGUGUAGGGGUGCAGAGGCAGUGGGUAAGGAGGUCAGAGAGGUAACUGAGGGACACACUGACAGACAUAGCAAAUGCUGAAGGUUGUUGUUUUUAACUUGGGAAUUCUCUUUUGGAAAAUUUCAAACGUACAAGUAGAGAGAACAGGACAUGUGACCCUCUCCCACCUCCAGCAACGGUCAGCCUGGCCAGUUGUGUUUCGUCCACAUCCCCCACUGGCAAUUCCCACUGUAUCAUUUUAAAGCAAAUUCAACAAAUUCUAUCAAUUAUUUCUAAAUCCUUCUGUAUAUAUUUCUAAAAGGUAGGCACUUAACCAAACAUGACCAUGAUACUUAACCUGACUGUGUUUCCCGUCUGUAAAUCAGGCCUAGCAGACCCUCCCUUGCAAUACUUGUGUCCAGAUACAGGUGAAUGCCUGCGGCCCGCAGUGUGGGGUCUGGCAAGUGGUGCCCAGUUACUCAGCCAUCUCGCUGGUGAUGCUGUCUUUGGUGGCCCUUGGGGUUUGUUCUUUUUCUCGAUAGUUCAGUCGUGGCAUCUUCACCUCCACUUACUCUCUCCCUUCUCCGUACCUACUUUGGGUGCAUUUAUUCAGUACGCCCUUUAUCUGCUCUCUGUUGAUGCUUUGAACUUUCAGUGCCUUUGUUCACAGCCGACUGACAGCUUUGCUCUUUUGAUCCCUGUAGCCCAUGAAAUACCAGGGCUCUCUAUUCUCCCCAGACCUUCCAGAAGGGAGUCGGAUACUUGUCCCAUUUCGUUUUUUCAACAGCAUUAUUGAGAUUGAGAUAGAAUUCACACACCGUACAAGUCACCCAUUUAAAGUGCACAAUCCCGUGGUUUCAGUAUAUUUGCAGACAGGCACCGGCUCUACCGCAGUUGAUUUGAGAACAAUUACAGCCUCAAAAAAAGAUACCACCCUGGACCUUUUAGCUCUCACCCCCAUCUUCCCAUCCCCCAAAGCAACUCUUAAUCUUCUCUCUGUCCCUAUGGCUUUGCCUGUUCUGGAUAAUCCAUAAAUAAAUAGAGGUGAAAUGUAUUUUGUCCCUGACUUCUUUCACUUAGUAUGAUGUUGUCAGGGCUCAUCCACAUUGUGGCAUGUGUUAGUGCUUCACUUCUCACUGUGGCUGGAUAAUAUUCCACUGUAUGGCCAUAGCACACUUGGCUUGAGCACUCCUCAGCUGAUGGAUAUUUGGGUUACUUCCACUUCUUAGCUGUUACGAAUAACACCGCCAUGAACACUUGUGCAUGGAUAGAAAUAGCCAAUCACUGUGUAGUGUAACAGGAACUAAUGUGGUAUUGUAGGUCAAAUAUACUUCCAAAAAAACCAAACAAACUCAUAGAAAAAGAGAUCAGAUUUGUGGUUAUCAGAGGUGGGGGUGGGAAAUUAGGAGAGGGGGAACUGGAUAAAGGCAGUCAAAAGGUACAAACUUCUAGUUAUAAGAUAAAUAAGUAAUAGGGAUGUGAGGUACAACAUGAUAAAUACAGUUAAGAUUGCUGUAUGUUAUCUGUGAAAGCUGUUAAGAGUAAAUCCUGAGUUCUCAUCACAAGAAAAAACUUUUUUCUCUGAUUUUGUACCUAUAUGAGACGAUACAGUAAACCUACUGUGCUAAUCACUUCGUGAUGUAUGUAAAUCAAAUCAUUAUGCUGUGCACUUUAUACACUGCUAUAUGUCAGUUAUAUUGCAGUUUAAGAAAUUUUCAUGUACAAGAUUUCACGGUAACAUACACUUUCAUUUCUCUUGGGUUUAUAGCCAGGAGUGGAAUUGUUUGGUCAAAUGGUAACUGGAUGUCGAACCAUUUGAGGAACUGCCAGAAUGUUUUCUCACAUGGCUCCCCAUUUUAUUUUGCCCAAAUAUGGAAAUCUAGCCAUCUUUCAAGUACAGGUACCUGCCCUUACUUUGGGUAAAUUUUUGUAUUAAUAUUUUUUCUAAGUCUUAUUUAGUUAUCUUUUUUGGUUUGUUAUUGGUUUUUUAAUGUAUUUUUUAAAACAUUUUUUUUGAGUAGAACAUGACUUGAGCAGUGGUCCCCAAAGUGGAACGGGAUGACUCAUUGGAAAACAAGAACAAAAUGCUAUUUUCAAUUAUGCUUUAUAAUUACAUAAUGUAUUAGAAUAGCUGUGCAUAUGUAAGGUUUAUAAAUAAAUAGUCCUAUAUUAGAGAUGUAUGUGCAAAGAUUUUUUUUUUUCACAAAUAGGAAAUUGUAAUCAUAAAAUUCUGGGGACAACUGUUCAAAGGGCAUGGAAUCGAAUAUAUAUAGCUGAGUGGAUCUUAAUCCCACAUUUUGUGACAAAUUGAAGGGGAAAUUCUUAAAAUUACUUUGCUAAUGAAAUUGAAAAUAUCCUGCUAAUUUUAGCCCAAGUGGAACAUGUAAAUACCAGGGGAAGGAGGUUUGGAUCAGGUGUUGGGCUUUUGUUUUUGUUGUACUUCUGCUGAUUACUAAUGGUGAGACUUGGGGCAAAUCCCCUAACGGUCUCCAUUUCAGUUGCCAAAUUGGCCUCAUAACACCUGAAAUAUCGGAAGUUAUCAUUGUGCAGAGUGAGAGUAGUAAGCGUGACAUAAGCAGUGACCACAGGAAGUUAGUCAUCUGUGCAUCUUGGGCAACCUUACAGUUUUCUUAGGCAAAUAUCUGGUGUUCCUUGAUCUUUGCCCUGGUUGGGUGUUCCCCUUCUCACCCCACCCUGCUUUCUGUCCUUCCUCUGUGUUCUCGACAACAGACCUUCAAAAUUAAGGGUCAUUGCCAAAGGUUAAAUUGGUCAGAGAGGAGCCGUGUGAUGCCACCAGCCACCAUUGCAAUCUGGUGCUUUUGGUGUGAGAACACGGUGUUCAGCACAUGCUGCAGCGGAGAUGUGCAGCUGUCUGAAAACUGCAGCUUACUCCAAUUCCUGGCCACUGUCGUGGAAGCUAUGGAGUUGCAUUAUUGGGCGUCUUGAUGGUUUCUGUGUGACAUGUGAUAGCUUAACUCUGUAGACAUCCUUGGGGGAAUGUGACCUUUGAUUAAAGUCAAAACAUGAGGGGAAGCAGAGACAGAAAGAUGGAAAGAGGUUCUGGGGAACUGUGUUAACCAAACAGCCCACACACUGUGGUUAUGGACCAUUUCACGCACUGCUUGCUUUUGUCUCUUACUGGGCAUGCUCAGUAAGACACCAUAAAAUUGAGAGAAAUGAAUUUGCCCUUUACCCUCAACUCUUGUGAUUUCUAUUCUCUAACAUUCUUUAUUCCAAGGAAAUGGUUGGCAGACAUUCUAGGUCAUGAUCUCCAAUGUCAUCUACAAGAUGAUGUCUAAUCUUGACUUCCGUUCCUGGACAACAGAAAUAAUCAGCCUAACCAUGCUUAGGCACUAUUGGCUAGUUUGUUCAUUCUUUCAUUCAUACAGUCAAAGAAUAUAUUUAUUGAGCACCUAUUAUGUGCCCCAUCUAGAUACUGGGGACAGAGCAGUGAUCAGAAUAAGUUUUUAAAAAAUUGCUCUCAGAGAUUUUACAUUCUAAUGAGUGUUAGUCAUUGAGGAUAAAUAAAAUGGGGACUAGAGCUAAGGAGUAAGGAGGAAAAACUAGACUUGGGGAGGGGAGAAGAACUGUUGGGGAGCCGUUUUUUACCGGGUGAGCAGGGGGUGUGUCACUAAGACAGUGACAUUAAAGGUGAGUCUUUUCUCUGAUGUUCCCUGGUAUGUCUUCCAGUACUCGGUAGUGCUGAGGCAGAGAAAGUCAUAAAUCCUAAACUUGACACACUUGUGCCUGUUCAUGGAGUAUCUUCAAAACUGUUAGGGGUAUUCGGAGCUAAAGCUAUUCAUCCACUGUCAGAGCGCUGGCUGCUUAUGGUCUGCAAGACUUUCGUGAGGUCACUAGAGUUCAUGGUGGCUCAUGCCCGGCUGAUCAUCCGCCCCUCCUGUAAAGAUUGCAUGUUUGCCAGGUGCAAAGACACUGUGGCUCUGCAGUGGCCCUGGUGAUGCAGUCAUUCUCAAUGGGACCAGUGACCGCGCUGGGCAGGGACCUUCCAGAAUGAAUGGGGGUGGGGGGAGUCCUGGAGUCCCUGCGUUGUCUCGGGCCUUUGCUGCUGCACGUACGUUAACUAGUAAUCUGGCCUGUGCUUACCCUCAGUAGGACAGUCUCAAUAGAAAUGAUGGUAACUUUUGUAGCUGGAUUUCUCUUCCUUUAAAAUGUGUUUAGAAAUUGAUUUUGUUUUUGCACCUAAGCAUCUCUGAUUCAGAGGAGCUCAUUUAUGAUGGUGGGAAGGGCUUGAGAAGAUGCCUAGCUAGCACUUCUCAGGUUCAUGUUAUUCAUUGCCUGCCAGCACCCAAAAUGUCUGAAUGUGUGUUUAGGCACUACCUCCCCUCCCCCAGAAUGUAAGCUGCCGGAGGGCUUAUAUGUAUCAGGAAGUGAGAGCUAGCGUGAUGAAAAUUAAGCAAGGUGAUGUGAUAAGGAGUAACCAGGGAACUACUUUAAGAGAGGCAGUUAGGAAAGACUUCUUUGAGGAAGUAAUUCAUAAACCCAGGCAUGCAUAAAACGGGAAGGAGCCAGACGUGCGGUCAUUUGGGGGAACAGCGAGCGUUCCAGGCGGAGGGCUGAGAACAGGGCCGAUAGUGUGGGCAGGAGCUUGUAGGACCCAGGAGCUUGCUGUGUGGUCGGGACUUAGGGAAAGUGGACCCACGAGAGAGGUCUGCAGGACAGGAUGGUGUCACGCCUUAAGGACAAGAUAAACUUCCCAGCCCUCCACCCUGUCACUUGGUGAGUUCAAGGUCCGAAUCCAAUAGGACAGCAGGAUUCACACCAGCCCCGAGCCUAGAAGAUGGUAUCACAGUUUGCAGGCUGCCGGGACUCUCCAGAGGACCCCUGGGAAGGGGUCAGCGAUGACCCUGGUGACACUGAUGGUUCGCCCAGCCUCCUGGACACUGACCACACCUCUUGCCAAUCAGACAUCAGGUUCACGAGGCACAGGGCUGCCUGGAUUAACCCCCAGUGUGUGCAGCUGCAGGAUCUGCCCAGCCAGGUGCCAGCAGUGGGAGACAGUGAGAGCCACGUUGUGGGGGACGCCACCUCUCCCCGGGGCCCUUCACUGUUGUCUGCAGGGGACUCCCUGGUGGAGACAUCACUGCUGAAGGGCACUGCGGACUCCACAGGCAGCUGCUCUGCCCAGGGCUCAGGAGAGAAGAGCGGGGACUUCUCUCUUACCUCAGCGGGAGAGCGGGCCGUGCUCCCAGGACGCGGUCCUCAGACGUCUCUGUUCACAAGCCCCAAGAUUUUGGCCGCUUCCCCAGGUCCUGAGGCCGACAGUGCUUUUUUCAAGCCUUCCCACCUGACAGCUCCCGCUGAUGAAGGUGCUGUUCACGUCAGCGGAAGAAACGUCCCUUUGAAUUCCUUCUCCCCGGAGGCAUUCGUGCUCCCUGUCGAUGUUGAAAAGGAAAAUGCCCACUUUUAUGUUGCCGAUAUGAUUAUAUCAAUCAUGGAGAAAAUGAAGUGUGAUAUUCUGAGUCAGCUGCACGCAGAGAGCUGGAGUACGGGAGAGGCUGGUGGGUCACUUGGGAACGAUCAAGUAGACCCUGAAGUGACCUUUUACACCAACGUGAAGCAGGAAUCUGGGUCUUCCACUUCGUCGGACAGUGGCUACGAAGGUUGUGCUGUGUUACAGGUCAGCCCAGUGGCUGAAACAUCUACUUCCUAUGAUGUGAUGCAGGAGGACUGCAAAGGUGACUUGGAUGAAUUCGUUAUCGUAGAGCUUGGAGAGUUUAGCGACAUCACAGAGACCUGUGAAUGUUCCUGCGGCUCCUCUAAGAGUGUUGUUUAUGAGCCAAACUUCAAUUCUGCUGAGCUACUCGCCAAAGAGCUCUACGGAGAAUUCCGGAAGUGCUGGGUGUCCUCAGGAGUUAACCAUCCGCUGGCAGGCUCCCUGAAUCCGGCCGGCUCAGUAGUUGUGGAUGAAGAGCAUCUUGGGAAAGACUUUGAAUCCAGCAUGGAUAUACUGGAGGAAAUUAAACUGAAGUCGAGGAUCAGAGGGACUGAAGACUGGGCGCCCCCAAGGUUUCAAAUCAUAUUUAAUGUUCAUCCACCACUCAAGAGGGACCUCGUGGUAGCAGCCCAGAACUUCCUCUGCGCCGGCUGCGGAACUCCGAUAGAACCUAGGUUUGUGAAGCGGCUCCGGUACUGCGAAUACCUGGGCAGGUACUUCUGUGACUGCUGCCACUCGUACGAGGAGUCCUGCCUCCCUGCCCGGGUCCUCAGGCUGUGGGACUUCAGGAAAUGCUAUGUCAGCAACUUCUCCAAACGGCUGCUGGACGGCAUCUGGCACCAGCCCAUUUUCAAUCUGCGGAACAGCAGCCACAGCCUCUAUACGAAGGCCAAGGAGCUGGACAGAGUGAGGGAACUCCAGGAGCAGCUAUUCCAUGUCAAGAAGCUGUUGAAGACCUGCAGGUUUGCUGAAAGUGCGUUACAGGAGUUUGAGCAGGUGCCUGGACAUUUGACUGAUGAACUCCACCUGUUCUCCCUGGAGGACCUGGUCAGGGUCAAGAAAGGGCUGCUGGCACCCUUGCUCAAGGACAUCCUGAAAGUUUCCCUUGCGCACGUGGCUGGCUGUGAGCUGUGUCAAGGAAAGGGCUUCAUUUGUGAAUUCUGCCGGAGCACAGCUGUCAUCUUUCCAUUUCAGACCGCGACAUGUAGAAGAUGCUCAGCAUGCAGAGCCUGCUUUCACAAGCAGUGCUUCCAGUCCUCCGAGUGCCCCCGGUGUGCGAGGAUCAGAGCGAGGAGAAGACUUUUGGAAAGUUUGCCCUCCGCAGCGACAUGAUGCCCUGAGUAUUGCGAGAAGGACUGUUCACACGCCUUAUGACCAUGUCGUCUGUGUCUACUAUUGAUAGCAUGGUUUUAUUAUUGAGUAUUGUCUAUUAAGAAAAAAGAUGGCCAAUAUUCUCUUUAUUAUAUAUAUUUAAUAUUUUAAAAGAAGGAAGAUUCUUUGGUAUUUAGCAUAGGGUUGUUACUGGUGGUUUUGUUUACAAAUGUUCAAUGUUUUUGCUGCUACAGGUUUUUUAAAGUUUUUUUGAUAUUUCUGAAAUUGUAUUUGAAUCGUUGUAUUUAGUGAAUGGUGGAGCCUAUUUUGUAUGAAUUGUAACUGACAAGAUGAAUUACUCAGUUCCUCUUUCUGUAAACUUGUUUUGUGAAAGGGAUUUGUACUUUCAACGAACAGAAAUGCAACCAAAAAUCUGUUUGCUCGGGCUUUUCCCCCCCUAACUUAAAUGCCAUUUUGUAAUUGUA